Molecule: messenger RNA, 1507 nt
Organism: Pocillopora verrucosa
Lineage: Eukaryota; Metazoa; Cnidaria; Anthozoa; Scleractinia; Pocilloporidae
Product: vesicle transport through interaction with t-SNAREs homolog 1B-like
Biological process (GO): retrograde transport, endosome to Golgi; intra-Golgi vesicle-mediated transport; Golgi to vacuole transport
Cellular component (GO): late endosome membrane; endoplasmic reticulum membrane; Golgi apparatus
Molecular function (GO): SNAP receptor activity; SNARE binding
Source: RefSeq, a predicted model, not a curated record
AUUGCGGACAGCUUUCGCUUUCCGGUAGUCUGAGAAGUCACAAGUUUUGGCAGAAGAAGACUGUAAGAAUAUAACUUUUUCGUCUUUGUUAGGCUGUUAUAAUGUCUUCUGAAAAAUUCGAAGACCUUGAGGAUGAACUUAAAAAUCUCCAUGAAGACAUACGUUCGAAAAUAAGCAACAAAAUUCCAAGACUGACCGGAGAAUCGCGGAAGAGCGCUAUUCGGGAAGUCGAAAAGAACAUCGAAGAUGCAAACUUAAUUUUGGAAGAAAUGGAAGAGGAAGCUGGAGUAGCCCCAGCCAGUUACAGAAAUUCCAUGAUGUCCAGGAUACGCAGCUAUAGGAGAGAUUUUGAUAAACUUAAAAGAGAUUUGGGCAAACCCAAAGGACAGGGCAAUGUGACUUUUGCAAGAGAGGAACUGUUAGAUGAGGACCCAAUGGCUCCUCAGAAAAGCAAAGUGAGACAAGGAACAGAUAUGCUGAACAGAGCAUCAGAAAGUAUUGCAAGAUCAACAAGGGUUGCUGUGGAGACUGAACAAAUUGGUGGUGAAAUUAUUGACGAACUUGGAGAUCAGCGGGAAUCUCUUGUUAGGACAAGAGACAGGCUCAAGGAUGUUGAUCAGGGCUUAGGAAAAAGCAGAAGAAUUUUGAAUAGUAUGGCAAUCAGAAUUGCUACAAACAAGUUGAUCCUGUUAUGUAUCAUUAUUGUUGAAUUGGCCAUCCUUGGAGCUGUGGUGUACAUAAGAUUUUUUAAGAAAAAGAAAAAUUAAUAUUUCAUUAAUAUUUACACACUGUGCCUCACAUUCAUUUUACAAACUAAUGGUCAAUUAUUUUUCCAGUCCUAACAAUGUAUAUAUUCAAACACAAAAUUUUCAUCAUUGCUAAAAAAAUCACAACAUUGUCAUAUUACUAGUAGAAGUUAUGAUUAUAUCUUAGUAAAUCAAAACUUACAUCAAUCAAUCAAAAUGAGUGUGACACACAAAUUACACAAGGAAUCCUGCAUCAGACAAGUUAAUAAAACAGAACAAUUGAGUUGAUUUUUGAAUUGUAAUUAUCAUAAAAAAGAUUCCUUUCAGUUGGAGAGGAGGCUAUUGCUCGAGUUAAAAUUUUUGUGUAGUGUACAAUCAUUCAAGCAUUGCUGAUCUGUUACAUCAUAAACACAACAGACGAGCUGUGUUAGAAGAUCCUCUCUGUAUCUUUUGAGUAGUCUCUGGCAAAAUGACAAAUAACCUUCCUGGUGAAGGAAACCUUGAACAAUUUGGUUUUUUAGGGUAAAAAUACACAUUAGAAAAGAAGGAAAGAAAAUAAAAAUGAAUAAGGAAAAGGCAGGUUAAGGAUGGAACAGAUUGACAUGAUCUUAGAAUGAUCCAAUGUAAAGCAAUGCCCAAAGUUUAAAAUAUCUCCCCUUAAUCACUAUCAUGAGUUUUUAUGUAAUUUUGAAUAGUAUGUAAUUCUAACAAAUCCAUGCAAGGAAAUCUUGUGGAGAUAGACACAAAUUCAUGACUUAUUG